AUGAGUUCGAAAUUCAUAAUCGAUAGUAUGCUACCUAAGUACCACCAGCAGUUCCAUCAUCAACAGUUGUUCUCGAGCGCGAACCCCGGUACGAUCCAGGCGUGUACCACGAGUCCGGCCACCGCAAGCCUUGAAUCGAGUUUAUCCGCGGCUGCAGUUGCGGCCGCGGCAGUGAAUUACGCGCAACAGCACAAUUCGCCCAGCCCGACGGGCUCGAGUCCCCAGCACUCAGGAAGUUCGGCCUCUACGUCACCGGCGGCACGCACCACCUCUAGCAUGUAUCCCUACGUAUCGGCGGCAGCGGCGCACCAUCAUCACCAACAACAACAAGCGGUCGCGGCAGCGGCCUUCGGUGCCACGUCCAGCAUGGUGCCAGGCUUCGGUUCCAGCGCGGCUUCCAGCGCCGCGUUGGCCGCGGCCGCGGCCGUCGAUGCCGCCACCGCCGGCGACAAGUCUUGCCGCUAUACCGCCAGUCUUACCGGAAAUGUCGCACCAACCUCCGCCGAUCCCAUGGUAAACUAUACCCUUGGUCAUCAUCAUCAGAACGGUGCUACACCCGGUAGCCUGGUCUCGUCCGCGUCGGCCUCGUCCGCCGUGUCCGCUGCCUCCGCCUCCAUGGCUGCUGCUGCACAAUUCUAUCAUCAGGCCGCCGCUGCAUCGGCCGUCGUUGAUCCCUUGACGUCCUGCCAACAACCCACCACCGGACAACCCGGCAUCUCGGACAUACCUCGAUAUCCAUGGAUGUCCAUCACCGAUUGGAUGAGCCCGUUCGACAGAGUCGUGUGCGGCCCGAACGGCUGUCCGAGGCGCAGGGGUCGACAGACGUACACACGGUUCCAGACCCUGGAGCUGGAGAAGGAGUUCCACUUCAACCAUUACCUGACGCGACGGCGGCGAAUAGAAAUCGCGCACGCCCUCUGCCUGACGGAACGACAGAUCAAGAUCUGGUUCCAGAACCGGCGGAUGAAGCUGAAGAAGGAGCUGAGGGCGGUGAAAGAGAUCAACGAGCAGGCCAGGCGGGAGCGGGAGGAGCAGGACAUGAUGAAGAAGCAGCAGGCGGAGAAGCAGGCUAAGAUGCAGCAGGAGCAGCAGAACGCCGCUCUGCAGCAUCAGCAACAGCAUCACGUAAGCGGUCUCGACAAGACGCAGAGCGAUCUUCUGAAGGCGGUCAGUAAGGUGCCCACAUAG
This is a messenger RNA of Eufriesea mexicana, 1188 nucleotides long. RefSeq names its product homeobox protein abdominal-A homolog. NCBI's taxonomy places the organism in Eukaryota, Metazoa, Arthropoda, Insecta, Hymenoptera, Apidae. Gene Ontology annotation, cellular component: nucleus. The transcript has 3 exons. Gene Ontology annotation, molecular function: RNA polymerase II cis-regulatory region sequence-specific DNA binding; DNA-binding transcription factor activity, RNA polymerase II-specific. The record is from RefSeq and is a predicted model, not a curated record. The coding region runs from base 1 to 1188 and encodes 395 amino acids. Gene Ontology annotation, biological process: anterior/posterior pattern specification; negative regulation of transcription by RNA polymerase II.